Symbiodinium pilosum is the source of this 357-nucleotide messenger RNA. Lineage: Eukaryota; Dinophyceae; Suessiales; Symbiodiniaceae. The record is from the annotation of a GenBank genome assembly.
AUGAGUUCAUCUCUUUCAACGGUGGUGGACUUCACGGAGCCUUUGAGAUUCCAAAUUACAGGCGCGCGCCUUUCUGGAAGUACUUCUGGGCACAGCACUUCGUCACACGCCAGCAUGUUUUCAACGUGCACCACACCGGUUACAUCGUGCUAUGCGUUUUCUUCUGGUGGACAGGUGCGUUCUCAACCGCACCAAUCGAGCGCAGGGAGAAGUACUACAUGCAUUCGCCAAAGUUCAGGCUCCAAUCAGCAUAUGCAAAUCCAGGCACCAGGCCGGCAGCAAAGAUUGCACAGGAGCAGGCUAAGGUACGCUAUUUCUACAGAGGUCAUGAUCAUGCUUUCACCCUCAACGAGCUGA